AGCUGAAAGCCACCAGUUUCAGUCUAUCGAUUGCGCAGACCAAUUCCAAGCGGAAGCGCUCUUCGUUUUGCGACGGGUUUUGCGAGUCCUCGUGGAUUGUGUUGUGCGAUUUUUUUUCCUCUGUGCACUGUUCAGAUUUUGCGAUACACAGGCUCUCAUCCUACUCUCCAGUGAGUGAGAUUGGCUUUUGGCGGCACGGACAAACAACACGGACCAUGCUCUUUGAUUGACUCCGUCGUAACCUGUCGAGCGUAGUCUAUACCCAACUAGAGUGAUAGGCCUCUGGUACGCGAAGAAAAGGCGCGCGUGAGCCCAACUUCUGCUCCAAACUCCUACUCCGGCAGCUCCCCACACACAGUGAGUGAGUGCGGCACCUUUGGCAAAUCAGCCAACAAACCAACCGAGUGACGAGUGUUUUGGGGGAUCACUCGGGUCUCAGUGAUAAUCGCUACCGCUGCCACUUUGGAUGCUUUUGGCAAGUGACCGCGCGCUUUGUUGGCCAACCGCAGCCUAACAAUCAACAGUUAGCAGAAUAGUGUAUCGUGUCUCUGUCUAAUCUCGCGACCAAAUCGUGUGCCGCGCCACCCAAACCCAACAGAAGAAUACGACCAAAACGACGUCGAGUUACUCGGGGGCCCAUUACAGCGAACGGCCUAUCGCCCGGACGUGAUUGCCCGUUUAAUCUAAUAAAUCUACAACCGCGGACCGCGUAGGACUGCUUUUAUCAAAUUACCAUCAGCCGUGGACCAGAAAUCGCGCUCAUCGUUCAGGAAUACCCAGAGCUGUUCGUCGUCCAUCAACAGUGCGGUGCUCGAGAGAAGAUAAAAAACCGAAAUCCUAAAACCUGGAUCUAGUGGAAAAAAAAUUAGUGACUGCGCUAUCAAAGUGAACGCGGCGAAAAGUGACAACUCAAUUAGUUGACCAAAAUAAACCCGUAAAAGACAUCCCAUAGAUAGAUUAAAUCCUCAAUCGGUUUAAAGUUCUCAAAAAUAAAAACAUCAAAACUUGUGCAAUUCAUCUGCCCUUCCAACUUUAGCGCCCCAUAAAGUGUUUCUCGGUUUCAAGUGUUACUCAAAUCAUCAACUAAGCUGGAUUUUUAGUUGGUUUCCAAGCUAAGGAAAAAGAUACCAAAUUUUGUGAUAAUUGUAUGUGCCUUUUUCGAAGCGUGUGUAGUAAAUUAAUCGAAAUCCUCCUACGAAAAUUUUGGCCUAACAGUGCAAAAAAUUUUUUGAUCCCAAUUCUGUGUGUUUUCUUCCGAACAAGUGGAGGGUCACAUUUUCGGGUGUAAUUUAAACAAAACCAAAAAGCGCGUGAGGUGAGCUAUCACUACUAGCGUUUCUCUCGUGAUUGUGCUCUCUCGUGAUUCGAAAACCAUACCGGAUUAAAAAAAAAGUUUUGAAGUGAAAAUCUAAAAAAAAUAUAGUGAAACUAUUGUGUUGUAAGUUACUAUAAGUGAAUCAAACAAAAGCGGAGGAAUCACAACAGGACCGAUUGAUUUGCGACAUGAUUAUGACGGCAAUGAAAGUUUAAUUUCCCCACACACAUCUUCCGUUUGCUGGACCGCCGGCAAAGUCGAAAGCCACUCAGCCGACGGAAAACUGAGCUCACUCCGGUUGACGAUUUCCACUAUUCAUUCCUGCAAAACAUCGACGGAAAACUUGUUUAAGGGUCGCAACGCAGCUUUAAUGAUGAUGUUGCUUCCAUACAGUUCGUCGUUCAUCGUUAUGCUGCCUAUGUUGGUACAUGUUUCGUUUAACCUCCUCCCGAAAGCUUGAAUGGACUACCUACUAGUGUCGUGGGGUGGUGGAAUGUUUAAUCACUGUAAUCUUUCUCUGCAAGCGAGCCGAGCUAGGACCUUUAGCAUAUCGUAUCUGGUUUGAGAAGUACAUAAAGCAUAAAGUUUCGCGAACGACGAAGAACGAAGAAGAGCAAAGCUAGGAGAGUUUAUUGAAGUUUUAAAGUUGCUCAGCACGUGUUUUUAAACUUCCUCUCUAAAAAAUAUAAAAUAAGAGUGAGAAUCACGCUCUCAAAAACGGAGAGCGGGAGCCAAACAUAACGAACAGAGCAACAGAAUCUUAACGAAAAACCGGUCCCCAGCAAAACAGUCACAACGACGACGGCCAGCGAAGCUUUAUCGAACUGGGCCAAACGGCAGGCGGCAGCAUCCUCGGCGGCCGGGAUCAGCAGCAGCAGCAGUAUUCCCACUACAGUUGCAGCCGGUUCGCAUCUGAACGGUAACGCCGGCAUGACGUUUCGGUGCGUGCCCUCGUACGAUGCCAGCGCUCAAUGGACACUGACACCGUCCCUUCAAUCACAGCUGGAGCGGCUUACUAGUCAUGGUGGCAUCGGGCUGUCCGGGGGCAGUCCGGCCUACACCACCCACGCCAGUGGCCACACGGGCCGGAACGGACCCACUAGCGGACACGGCGGAAGUCACGGGAGUUCGCACGGGCCCGGACCCACCAUGCACCACCAGACGCUGCAAUCCGAUUUUCAACCGCCGUACUUUCCGCCCCCCUUCCAUCACACUACCCAGAGCCCCCCGCAGCAACAGAACCACGGGCUGGACUACCUGAGUACGGACCCGUACGCCCAACCCCUCUCAUCGUUGCAUCACGCCCCCCUACAUCACUAUAACCAGCUAGCCGGGCUAAGACCCUCCCAGGAACAACUCGGACUGCACCGGUCCCAUCGAGAAUCCGAACUCCAGCAGCACGUGACCCAGCUGUCCCACGGUUUCCCGUACUCGGACCGGCGAAGUGAUUACAGCGGCACGAUCGGAGCCAGCGCCGGGGCCACCCGUCUGGGAGCCCACGAACACGAUCCCCUGUCCCUGCAUCAGGCGCUCCAGAGUGCCGUGGACGAUGGCCAGAACCCGGUGAUAGACGAAAAUGCCGGCUUCAUGAGCGACCUGCCGCUGCUGAAAAAUUUUCCCAUCACCGACAUCAAGAAGGACCAGAGCCAAAUCAACAUCGGUUCCCCGUCAGACGUGUUCUGCUCCGUGCCCGGUCGGCUCAGUCUCCUCUCCAGUACCUCCAAAUACAAAGUAACGGUGGCCGAAGUGCAACGACGCCUCUCGCCACCGGAAUGUCUCAACGCUUCCCUCCUCGGCGGAGUUCUCAGACGUGCCAAAAGUAAAAACGGAGGCCGACUGCUGCGGGAAAAGUUGGAAAAAAUCGGGCUAAAUCUUCCGGCGGGGCGACGCAAGGCUGCCAACGUAACGCUGCUAACCUCCCUGGUGGAAGGUGAAGCGAUCCAUUUGGCGCGCGACUUUGGCUACGUGUGCGAAACAGAAUUCCCAGCUCGGCAGGUGGCCGAAUAUCUGUCCCGGCAGUACUCCGAGCCGCAGGAAUCGUACCGGCGAAAAGAACUGCUAUUGAAUACCAAACAGAUAACGAAAGAACUGAUGGACCUGCUUAAUCAGGAUCGGUCACCCCUCUGCAAUACCAGACCGCAGCACAUUCUGGAUCCAUCGAUUCAGCGACAUCUGACCCACUUUUCGCUCAUCUCGCACGGGUUUGGUUCACCAGCCAUCGUUGCUGCCCUGACUGCCAUUCAGAACUUCCUCAACGAGUCCAUCAAACAUCUGGACAAAAUGUAUCCCGGCAAUGGUGGUAGCAUGGUGACGUCAUCGCUCGACAAAAGCAAGAUGGAGAACGACAAGAAAUGACAGUUAUAAAAUUAUCUGUUCACCAAAAUUGAACGAUUCUAGAUGGCGCUCAAUUCCUGUAUAAAAACCAAUCGGACAGAAUCGUCUCACAGGACCGACUCAAUGAUUCGCGUUCCUCUCAGAUCGGUACACAUUGUAAAAAAAAGUAAAACAAAACGCAAAUAAAAUCGUGAUGUAUAGAAAACAAAAAUGAAAGCAUCAGAUAAGCGAUUCAGCGCAAUUAGCGCCUAGAAACAAGUUACACUAUGAGAUUUCAAACCACAUUGAUUAUAAUUAAUUAGUAUUGGUCACCAUUGCAAGCAAACAAAAAUGUACUCGAAAGUCUGCACGUUUUAUCUCUCGGUGUUCUCAAUAUAUUUAACUGUAAUCAAUUGAAGGCAUAUUCGUGAAGAGAACAAGUAUUGUUUAGUAUUUUAUAAUCCUUUUGUGAUAGACUAUUGUUUAUAAUUGAAUAUAGAAGCUAGCACGUGUACAUUCAGUAAUUAUUUAAAACUAGAAAUAAUAACCAUUGCAAUUGAAGUUUCAUGCAUCCGCAAUUCCAUGCUAGAGAAGGUAAAAAAUAAAAACAAACUCAACAUAGCUUAGGUAAAAACGCAAGCAGUCUCAUCCUAAAGCCCGCAAACAGUUUUAUGCUGACUGACUAUAAAUGGAAGAUUUAUUUAUUGUUUUAUUUGAUAAGUUUAGAAAAAAAAAAUGGAAACAUCUUAUUGACUAUGAAGUAAAGCCAUCGAGGCUUAGAAGAUAAACUUGUGAAAUCAUGUGCCAAAUCAUUGCGCAAAGGACAAAAUCCCCAGAUCGCCAUAUUAAACCACUUUGUCAUGUGCCAAUUGAACGUUUUUAAAUAUUUUUACAUAAGCUCUGCUCAACGGACCUGUAACAGCAAAAAAUAUGUCUCACUACAUUUGACUUUCGGUUCUCCCUUUCUGUGCCAUGAUUCCAAGGUUAAAAAAAGAAAAUGUUACACACACAAAUCAUCCAUCAUAAUUGUUACAUAAUUCCAGCUAAAACUUCAUUUUAGAGGAACCAACAAAAAAAAACUUGCCAAACAACCAUACUCUUCCAAUUGUUGUCGAAGCGAAAAGAAAAAAAAACCUGUAAAGUUGUAAAUUUUUUCCUAUAAAUAAAGGUAUUAACUAUAUCCGGAUGUUUUUUCGGAGCUACAAUUAGUAAACUUUGCUGAAAGUUUAUCUCCAUGUACAAAACAAAUUAAGCAAACACUCACUAUUAGUAAAAAUUAUAUUAUUGAAAUUUUCCACAAACUACUAUUAACUAAGCAAAAAUGCAGCAAAACACAGAUCAAAUUUGUGUUUAAAUUUGCUGACGAAAAAAAAGAUUACAAAAAAUGAAAAACACAAACCGUACAAUUUUUGCAAAGCUCACACUCACAAACAUUCAAACGUGCAUAAGUAUAAUUCUUGACCCGGGGAAAAUCAACCAAGUUAUGCCGAUCGAACGUUUCUCCACCCCAGCCUCAGUUUCGAUCAAAGAUUAAAACUACCCGUGUAAAGGAUCAAUUUUCGCGUCCCCUGAAAGCUCAAAUCAAAACUGCUCCCGACAAAGUGUUUGCUGUUCGGGAAUCCAGAAGCAAACGACAAGUUAAUAGUGCGCGAUAGUUCAGUAAAUCUUAAAUUAAAUGUCAUCAACACACGGAUACGCAGACACAAUUACAUUCCUAUAAAAAAAAAUGCCCCCACACUCAACAGAUGUAAAAACAAACAAAAAAAACUAGCGAUAUAUCAACAAACCCCAAUUUCAGAAGUAUUAUAAAAAAAUCAAUUUAAUGAAAAUAUAUAUUUUAAAUUCAAUCAAA
Messenger RNA from Uranotaenia lowii, 5480 nucleotides. It is a transcript of the gene TfAP-2, whose product is annotated as transcription factor AP-2-epsilon. Lineage: Eukaryota; Metazoa; Arthropoda; Insecta; Diptera; Culicidae. The transcript is spliced from 10 exons. Gene Ontology annotation, biological process: regulation of transcription by RNA polymerase II; anatomical structure development; regulation of cell population proliferation. The record is from RefSeq and is a predicted model, not a curated record. Bases 2246 to 3670 code for a protein of 474 amino acids. Gene Ontology annotation, molecular function: RNA polymerase II transcription regulatory region sequence-specific DNA binding; DNA-binding transcription factor activity, RNA polymerase II-specific. Gene Ontology annotation, cellular component: nucleus.